Molecule: messenger RNA, 2328 nt
Organism: Closterium sp. Naga37s-1
Lineage: Eukaryota; Viridiplantae; Streptophyta; Zygnematophyceae; Desmidiales; Closteriaceae
Source: the annotation of a GenBank genome assembly
AUGUCCAUCGUCAUCGCCGUCAUCGCGGUCGUGGGAGUGUUCGCGCAGCUCAACGUUGCAGGAGCAGCAGUAACGUCUCAAGUCCGGAACGCGAAAUGCGACUUCACGACCGGGGAGUGGCGGAAGGGGACCAGAGGAUUUCCGCGGUAUACGUCACUUCCGGGGAAGCCCAACUCGUGCCCUUACGUGCGGUCGGAUUUCGCGUGCGAGCGCAACGGGCGCGCGGACAUGCGGUUCCAGUGGUACCGCUGGCAGCCCAAGCAGUGCAUGUACUCAUACUUCAGCCCCUCGGGCUUUAAGUACAUGCUCAAGCAGAAGAAAGUGCUGCUGGUGGGCGACUCGAUGAUGUCCAAUUUCUACGAGGCGCUGCUCUGCGCCAUCCACAUCGGCGGCUUCAAGGGCCAGCCCUACCAGCGCAACACGGGGGGCGUGUUCAACGUUAAAGGCGUGCACUUUCCCCGCAUGGGCAUUUCCAUCGAGCACCUCUUCUCGCCCUACCUCGUCUACGCCAUCACGCGCGGCGCCCAGACCGCGGACGCGAAGGGCGGACACGGCUACGACGUCCACGUGGACAAGAUGCAUCCGACGGUCGCGAAGAUCCUUCCAGAAUACGCCAUGGCGGUUUUCGCGUCGGGCGUCUGGUGGCAGCAGAACGUCCCGCGCCGCAAGCAGCCAAACGUCUUUUUCGUGAAUAACUCCCCGAAGAACCUCUCGAAUCUCGAUGCGCACGCUGCAGCCGCCAUGGCGACUUACUCGGAGGUUACAACCUCCACUCUCGGGCUGUACAAUUCCGUGUACAGUUUCAUGUGCAGCGAGAAUGACACGGCCAUGCUGUCCGCGACGUUCCCGAACAUGACUGUCGGCGAGGCGGACUUCGCGAGCUUCUUCUGCAGCAAGCUCGAUCUCAUCGCGGCGCAGUUCCAAUGGACGCAGCUUGCCGUCGACAACACGUACCUCCUCUUCUCCGCCUACCUCGUCUUCGCCAUGCAAAUUGGUUUCGCAAUGCUGUGCGCGGGAACGGUGCGCGCGAAGAACACGAUGAACAUCAUGCUCACCAACGUGCUCGAUGCCUGCGUCGGAGGCCUCUCCUUCUACAUUUUCGGAUUCGCCUUCGCUUUCGGCCAAGGAGGAACCAGUAACGCGUUUAUCGGAGCCAACUACUUCGCCAUGUCGGGCCUGCCGGUGUACACGUCGUUCGACGCGCCUGGCAUCAACUACAUCUACGAUUUCAGCUUCUGGAUGUUCCAGUGGGCCUUCGCCAUCGCGUGCGCGGGCAUCACGUCGGGGUCCAUCGCGGAGCGCACGCAAUUCACGGCGUACCUCGUGUACUCGACCUUCCUGACCGGCUUCGUCUACCCCGUAGUCGCGCACUGGAUCUGGGCCACGAACGGGUGGCUGUCAGCGUUCAACACGAACAACCUCUUCCUCGACGUGGGCGCCAUCGACUUCGCGGGCAGCGGCGUGGUGCACAUGGUGGGCGGCGUCGCGGGGAUGUGGGGCGCGCUCAUCGAGGGCCCGCGUCUCGGCCGCUUUGACAAGGGCGGCCGCCCGCUCGAGAUGAAGGGCCACUCGGCCACGCUCGUUGUGCUCGGCUCGUUCCUCCUUUGGUUCGGAUGGUACGGUUUCAACCCCGGGUCGUUCCUGCGCAUCACCAUCCCGUGGACUGACGUGCUGGGUAACUGGUCGUGGGUGGGCCGCACCGCCGUCACCACCACUCUCUCCGGCUGCAUGGCUGCCGUCAACACGCUCAUCGCCAAGAGACUCCUCGCUGGCUGCUGGCACGUGACAGAUGUGUGCAACGGGCUGCUGGGCGGGUUCGCGGCCAUCACGGCGGGGUGCUCCGUGGUGGAGCCCUGGGCCGCCAUCCUCUGCGGCUUCGGCGCCAGCUGGACGCUCAUUCUGCUCAACAUGCUCUCCAUGAAGAUCCAGUUCGACGAUCCCCUGGAAGCCACGCAGCUUCACUUUGGCUGUGGCGCGUGGGGCCUCUUCUUUGUUGGUCUGUUGGCCAACAAGGAGUUCCUGAUGCAGGCAUACGCCAAGCCCGACACCACCCCCUACGGCCUCUUCUACGGCGGAGGCUGGAAACUUCUGGGCUGCCAGUGCCUCGAGAUAGUCUGCGUGUUCGCGUGGGUGUCGGUGCUCAUGGGCGCGCUCUUUUUCAUUCUGCACUCGCUCAACCUGCUGCGCGUUCCCCCCGAUGAGGAGAUUGCGGGGAUGGAUCUGACCAAGCACGGGGGUUCCGCGUACAAUGCCGAGGGGCAGGACGGGCAGGGCGUGCAGCUGUUUGGUCCGCCCGAAACUGGCGCUGCGAAGGCCGCGGAGGUUUGA